Amaranthus tricolor (Joseph's coat) is the source of this 2456-nucleotide messenger RNA. RefSeq names its product bZIP transcription factor 29-like. The record is from RefSeq and is a predicted model, not a curated record. Gene Ontology annotation, cellular component: nucleus. The coding region runs from base 391 to 1962 and encodes 523 amino acids. Gene Ontology annotation, molecular function: DNA-binding transcription factor activity. NCBI's taxonomy places the organism in Eukaryota, Viridiplantae, Streptophyta, Magnoliopsida, Caryophyllales, Amaranthaceae. Gene Ontology annotation, biological process: regulation of DNA-templated transcription. The transcript has 4 exons.
AAUCAGUAAUCACCCUGAUUUUUUACCUUAUCUGGUUUUUAAUAAUAUCUCGAUUUUAUAGUAUUUAUUUUUAUUUUAUGGGAUUGUGAGAAACUGAUACUCAUAUCAUCGUGUAUCUUCUCCUUCACGCAUUUACCAAAAGCCAUUGAUUUUUCUGACAAAUACUUCCAGAAUCUUCCUUUUUUCAUUUCUUCUAGCUUAUCGUUUACAGGUGAACUCUAUUUCUUUCUCCUCUUCUUCCGGAAGAUCACUGGAAUUCUGUAAGUUAGGGUUUUACAUAUAUGUACUGGUUUUGUUAUUUUUAAGAAUUUCGAACAUUUUGUUAUAAAAUUAUACUCCGUUUGAAUCUUUAAGGUUUUUGGAAAAAAUUAGGGUUUUUGAACAGUAGUGAUGGAAGGGAGUGAUGAAACUGGAGUUAUGCAUAGAAAUCAAUCUUCAUUUGAAAAUUGUUCAUCAUCAGCUAAUAAACAAAGUAGUAAUUUUCAAAUGGGAAUCAAUGGCCAAAUGCAGAAUUUGACUGUAAAUGUAAUGGAGAAUAAUAGUAGUAAGAGACCUGCUGGUAUACCCCCAUCGCAUCCACAUUCUCACUUUGUAUCUCCUAAAAAUAUUCCACAACAAGCAGGAGGAAAUCAGAAUUUCAGUAUGACGUCGACACACUCGAGAUCUUUAUCGCAAUCGUCGUUUUUCUCGUUUGAUAAUUUGCCUCCUUUGAGCCCUUCCAUGUUUAGGGACUCUGGUGGUCUGGGUUCAGGGUCAAGUGAUGUUUCUAUGGAGGAAAAAGAAGGUUGUGGGAUUCGAGGAGCGAGUGGAGUUUAUGUAAAUGAGGGCUUACCACCUCGUAGAGGGCAUCGAAGGUCCAGUAGUGAUGUUCCUUUGGGAUUUGCUUCGAUGGGACAGGGUUUGUCUACUCAAGAGAAGGAGAUGGAGAAACCCGUGCAGCUUGUUUUGAAACGCGAGUUAGAUUGGGGCGGGACAGGAAAUGAAGGGGGAACAGAAAGGAAAUCAGAGGGUGAAGUGGUGGAUGAUUUGCUCUCAGCUUAUAUGAAUUUGGAUAAUAUUGAUGUUUUGCAUUCGUCUAGUAUGGAGGACAAGGAUUUGGAUAGUAGAGUAAGUGGUACUAGGACUAAUGAUAGUAGCGAGAAUGAAGUUGACAGCAAAAUUGCUGGAAAUUCGCGUAAUUCAGCUGAGAAGAGAAGCAAAAGGUGUGCUCCGGGAGACAUUGUUCCUGGUCCUCGGCAUUUCAGAAGUCUUUCUAUGGAUAGUUUUAUGGGGAAUUUGAAUUUCAGUGAUGAGUCGCCCAAGCUUCCUCCAUCUACUUGGACUCGAUCAGCUCAGCACUCACCCAGCAAUUCAUUUGAUGAGAACACUGAUAAAUUCAGUUUGGAGUUUUCCAAUGGUGAGUUUAGCCCUGCAGAGCUGAAAAAAAUCAUGGCCAGUGACAAAUUAGCUGAGAUUGCAAUGGCGGAUCCCAAACGUGUUAAAAGGAUAUUGGCUAAUCGUCAAUCUGCUGCUCGUUCCAAGGAGCGGAAAAUGAGAUACAUUGCAGAGUUGGAGCACAAGGUGCAAACAUUACAAACAGAAGCUACUACGCUGUCAGCUCAGCUGACACUUCUUCAGAGGGAUUCUGCUGGGCUGACCAAUCAAAACAAUGAGUUGAGAUUUCGGCUGCAAUCCAUGGAGCAACAAGCUCAGCUAAGAGAUGCUCUGAAUGAAGCACUUACAGCAGAAGUCCAGCGUUUGAAGCUUGUAACUGCAGAAAUUAGAGGGGACUGCCCUUCAAAUUGCUUGCCUCAGCAGAUGAUGAGAAAUAACCAGAUGCUGCAGAUGCAGCCUUCUCAAUACAUGUAUCAGCUGCAGCAGCAAAACGACCAAAAAGAGCAACCGGCACCACAAAAGAUCCAGGAGCCUCGGCAAAAUCAGUCUAUCCAGCCUCAGAAAGACACUGAGGCUACUAAGAGUUAGACGUGAUUGUGUUUCCCGAGCUUGCUUUCAGAAAUCGUAGGUGCCUUUCUCAGAUAUUUGCAGGCGCCUAGCAUGUAUAUGUUAUAUUUAAUGUAUGUAUGAUGCUUGACAUCCAUUCAUUCAAUCUUUCGUCCGAUGUAAUCAUUGUUUUCUCGACUCAGAUGUAUCUAAAACGAAAUUCAAACAGCGUACUUAGAUAUUGUUUGUUUGUAUGGCCUCCUACACAGAUCACUAGACAUGUUGAUGCUGCUGAGAAGUGCCUGUACUUCGAAAGGCUUAUCAAGCUUCUCUUGGUGGAAAGCUUGUGUACUAGUAAGUUGUGACUUUUAAUACAUGACAUGAUAUUUAUAAAAUAUUGGAUAGACUUUGUUCUGUAAAUAGUAAUUAAUUACCGUCCUGGUCAUGCGUUUAUUGAGUUCUUUUUCUCUUAUUUAUGUUUAUGCUAUUUCAUGCAACUAAUCAUACUUUUCCACCCAAUGUAUCACAAUAAAUUG